Molecule: messenger RNA, 2286 nt
Organism: Sporothrix brasiliensis 5110
Lineage: Eukaryota; Fungi; Ascomycota; Sordariomycetes; Ophiostomatales; Ophiostomataceae
Exons: 1
Coding region: 1-2286 (761 amino acids)
Biological process (GO): pseudouridine synthesis; ribosome biogenesis; box H/ACA snoRNP assembly
Cellular component (GO): sno(s)RNA-containing ribonucleoprotein complex
Molecular function (GO): RNA binding
Source: RefSeq, a predicted model, not a curated record
AUGGCUGAACCAAGCCAGCUGCCUGACACUGCCGUCGCAGGGCCCGAAACGACUGCGACGCCGACUGAGGUCACUGCGCCUAUCGCUGCCGAGUCGACAGCAACGACAGAGCCCGAGACGGUCCCGAACUCCACAUCUACAGAGCCAAUCGCGCCGACAACUGCCUCCGAGAAACGUCAGUCUGCCUCAAACAUUGCCACGGCACCCUCUGAUGAGUCAACUCUUGGCCGUGCGCACACGACAGCCAAUGGAGAUGACGUCAUGAAGGUCGACGGCGACGCUCCGACCCAGUCAGAUGCCCCCAAAGAAGAGACUGCACCGACCGCUGCACCGAUAGAGACGGAGAACACAGAGAUGAUCGACUCUCACGAGGCUGAGGCCCUUAAGAACGAGUCCGCUGCACCAGCCGCCCAGCCCUACCUUACGGACGCACUAGAGGCCAUGCUCAACGGAUCCAUGGAGAUCGAACCACAGACGGACGGACGGCCCCAAGAAGCCAGCGCACAAGACCUGCCUCUGGUGAUUCAGCCCACAGAAACGGCCGCUGACGGCCCAACGGCAGACACGGCUGAGGGGGAGGGUGUCGACUGGGCGGUGGACUCCUCUCCGUACGAGACAUCGUCGUCCGACUCGGACAGCUCUGAUGACUCCGAUGACGACGACGAGGAGGCCGGGUCGGACGCAGACAUGCUCGGCGUGCAAGACACCGUGCGCAUGAUGAUGGAAUCGGCUAUGCAAGACUCGGACGACGACGAAGACGGCGGCAACCGGGGCGGCGGCAACAUCCGCAGCAAGAACGAGGAGCCCGAGACAGCGCCGCCCAAGCCCGAGGUCGAGAUCGGCCCCAACGACGAGGUAGUGCUGCUGGGUCCCAUUCUCCACAUUGUCGAGAACUCGGCUGUCAUUCGCGGCAACACGGACGGUGCGUACCGUGUCCUCGAUGCCGGCUCGGUCCUGUGCAAAGCUGACCGCACUGUGGUGGGCGCCGUGGCCGACGUCAUCGGCAACGUGCGCAGCCCCAUGUACGUGCUCCGGUUUGCCCAGAUGGCAGAAAUUGCCAAAAACGGUCUGGAAGCCGGCCAGGAUCUGUACUACCCGACCAAGCACGCGUCGUUUGUGUUUACCGAGGAGCUUCGCAACAUCAAGGGCUCCGACGCCAGCAACCUGCACGAUGAAGAAGUGGGCGCGGAAGAGGCCGAGUUCUCGGACGACGAGAAGGAGGCGGCGCACAAGCGAGAGCUCAAGGCGCGGAGGCGCGGUGGUAGUGCUGCGGGCGGCAACAACGACCGGAAUGGCUCUCAAGGCAAGCGGGGACAGAACAACAACAGCAACAACAACCGCGGCGCCCAUCCGCUGAGAAACGAGGUCAACGGUGGUGGCAGUGGGAGCGGCAGCGGCCUCAAGUACGACGAGGACGAAGACGAUGGGCCGUACAAGCCUCUCACGCGGCCCGCGAACUUUGGCCAGAACAGCUUGCCGCCGAUUCCGCCUCCGUCUGCCAGCACAAACAACAAUGCCAGCGCGGCGGCUCAUGCUGGUGGAGGCUCGUCCAGGGGCAAUCAGCGGUUCAACCGAGGCGGUUCUGGGCCCGGUGCAGGUUAUGGGCGGGGAGGAAACCGGGGUGGCGGGGGCUUUGGCUUCCGUGGCCGCGGCGGCUACGAUAACAACCGGGGUGGCCGUGGCGGCUGGAACGGCGGAAACCGCAUCAACAACAACAGCACCAAUAACACCAUUCAGGGCAGCAACUACUCUCCCAAUUCGCGACAGACCUCGUUCAACUACAACCCCUCCGCUGCGACUCCUCCACCACCACCACCGCAGUUGCAACAGAACCAGCAGCAUCAGUCAUCCACGGCACCAUGGCCGUUUGCUGGCGUGCCCUUCCCUCCGCCACCACCGCCUCCACAGUCGGGAAGCGUGCCACAACUGCCGCCAUCCGCUGCCAACAUGGCCGCGGCAGCGGCGCUACUCAACAAUGUGCAAGUUCAGCAGCUGCUUCAGCAACACCAACAGCAGCAGCAGCGGCAACAGCAAUCUCAAGCGGCCGCGCCAGCUUGGCCCGGGAUGCCUGCACCACUUCCACAACAGCAGUCCGGGUACCAGUUCCAAUAUCAACAGUCGACGUACCAGCCGCCACAGACGCAACAGCAGCAGCAGCAGCAGCAGCAACCAGCAGCGCCAGCCUUUGACGCGGCCACCAGUUUCCAGUACUUAUUCCAAGGCGGUGCUCAGGGACAGACACCUCCGCCCCCUCCGGGCUGGGGCCAACAGCCUCCUCCAUCAUGA